UUCAGAAUGAAAGAAAACCCCAUUGGAUCAACUACUCUGGGCUUCCUAGAGCAAAUCCAACUGUCCAAACUGUUCAACAGUAAAGCAGAGCCCUUCUGUGUGGAAAACUCUUUCCAGAGCCUUGUGCAGCUGCAGGAGGAGGAGGAAGAAGAAGAGGGAGCUGCAGGCAGGAGAGGACGGAGAGUCGCUGUCCUUUCAGCACCAUGGUGGGCCGCUACUACUCAGGCUAUCUGGCAGAUGAUGAAGAUCUUCAAGGAGCCCAGUUACAGACAGACAAAUCAUCAAACAAGCCAACUGUCACCCAAGUGAGAAAAACAUAUGACUGGAAAGCCCUGCUGAGACCAGCUUCUCCCUGUGGAUGCCAGAAUCCAACCGCAUCACCAGAUGUUAUGGCUUUUAGCGCAUUUGAGAGUGACAAUAAACUGGAGAAAAAAGGGAAGCAGGAUGAUCCCUUCUCUAAUAUCCAGGGGGCUGCACAGGAUUUCUCCAACUUUGUGGACUUCUUGAUUGACAUGGAUGCCUUGGACAGCCUCCAGCAAACCAUGGAAGAGGCAAUCCGGAAAAUAAGGGAAGUAAUAGUGGAGGAUGAAGGGGGUUUACUUGAUUUCAAAGAGGAUGUCAGUUCUAGUCCAGAAAGUGAGUCUUGGACUAUCUCCUGUCGAAAGCACUGUGAUUGUUUCAGCUCAAGUCAUUAUCCCUCCACAUCCAGCUCAGAGGAAGACUGUAAAGAAUGUUUCAAAAGCAAGGCCGGGCAUAAGCUGGGCAGUGAAACCAAACUCCAGAAUCAGUGCAUGCUGGAUAAGUUUGUAGCUCAAGCCACAAAGAAAGAGACAAGGAGGGGGACGGAGGAAGUGGCUGGGAUAUUCCAUACAAAGAGUGUUACAGAAAAAGCAUCUGAUUAUUAUUUCCGUCAAGAACACUUUCACAUUUGGGCACAACUGGCAGACUCUUCUGUUGGCCUCCAUGAACAAAGAGCUACAUCAGAUUUUUUCUCUAAGAUUAAGAAGAAAGAUAAGUCUCAGUCUGAAAAAGACUCAUCUUUUGAUAUUAAACACAUUGAAAAAGAAAUCACAAAUGUCCUGAAACAACCCGCUCCAUCUGACACUGACUAUCCUGGUCAGCAGCCAUUUGAAACGCUUGAUUUCUUAGAAGAAAAUAAAUUAGUCUCUGCUCUUCAAGAUAUUGUAAAUCAAGCCAUUCUAGAAAUAUUGAAUGCAACAAAGAAAGAUGGAUCCCCUUUAUUUAACAUGGCCGAUGACUCUGGCAUUACUGGUGAUGAUUUGAAUGUAACAAACCUCUGUGAAAAAAGUUCUUCACCUGGAAAUAUAGAUGAGUCGACUCAAACAGCUUCAGAAAAUGCAGAGGAGGGAAAGACAAAGGAAGAAAAGACAGAAGAGGAAAAGGAACCUAAGACAAGAGAGAAGACAUUAAAAGAAUCUACACAAAAAUCAAAACAUGGACCACAGUCACUUCAUAAGUCCAAGCCAAAAUCACCACCCGAGAAACCUCCAUCCAAACCAAAAUAUGUGCCACCCCCACUCCCUAAAUCCAAGCCUAGGGCAGCAGAUGAGGCACCUCCACCCAAAUCAAAAUAUGUACCUCCCCCACUCCCUAAAUCCAAGCCUAGGCCACCAGCUGAGAAACCUCCACCCAAACCAAAAUAUGUGCCACCCCCACUUCCUAAGCCUAAACCAAAGAAACCAGCAAUGGUAGAAGACGAACUUCCAUUUUCCCAGUCUACUGGUCAUUUUCUUUCAAGACAUCAGUUUCACAGCCAGAUUUUUAAUAAAGAUCAAUCAGGUGGACACUUGAAAGGCAAGCUUUCCAGAAGACAAGAGGAGAUUGUUGACUUUCUUGUUGAAAAUGCAGCCAAACAUGUGUUAUACAAGUAUAACUACGAAAAGUCACUGUCAGAGAAACUUGGAUUUAUUUCAGUUCCUGUAACAAAGGUACUCCUUGAGAUAAUGUUUGGCUUUAAAAAAUUAAAGGGCAGCGGCAUAAGGCUAUCAUCACAGAUUGAUUGGGCUGAGGUAUAUCAGCAAGUACAUGCAAAAAGACCCACUAAACCCCAAAAGCUUCGUUCAAAGAGUUGUGACAAAAAAAAUGCUCAUUCCAAACCAAAAGUAAUCACUGGCAAGGUAAAAGUAAUUGAGAAGCCCAAUGAACAAAACAUCUCUGCUCUGCCAGAAAUAACUGAAAUAGUUCCUCUAAAAUUCUCUGAUGAUAUACCACAGAGUGGAGAGGAUUUGCAAGGUCUGGAUUCUGUUGAAGCCUUAAGACAAAUGUCAUUUUCUAGAAAGUCUAUCAUUCCCAUUGAUAGCCAGAGAAAAUUAUCUGCUGUUUUACUGGACACUGAGUGCCAGAAUUCUAUAGAAUCUUCUAGGCAAUCCUUGUCAUCUCGAAGGACUAGCAUCACCAGUGAGAGCAACAGAAAAUCACCAACACUUUUACCAGACACUGAACUCCAGAAUUCUGUAGAACCUCUAUGGGAAGCCUCGUCUUCUAGAAGGACUAGCAUCACCAGGGACAGCAGCCGAAAAUCGUCAACUGUUUUACUGGACACUGAAGGCCAGAAUUCUGCAGAACCUCUACGGCAAGCCUCAUCUUCUCGAAGGACUAGCAUCAUGGAGGGGAGCAACAGAAAAUCAUCGACUAUUUUACUGGACACUGAAGGCCAGAAUUCUGUAGAAUCUCUAAGGCAACCCUCAUUUUCUCAAAGGACUAGCAUCACAGGGGACAGCAGCCGAAAAUCAUCAACUGUUCUCCCCAAAAUUUGA
Messenger RNA from Chelonia mydas (Green sea turtle), 2777 nucleotides. RefSeq names its product coiled-coil domain containing 116 (gene CCDC116). Gene Ontology annotation, cellular component: centrosome. Lineage: Eukaryota; Metazoa; Chordata; Testudines; Cheloniidae. Bases 204 to 2777 code for a protein of 857 amino acids. The record is from RefSeq and is a predicted model, not a curated record. The transcript has 5 exons.